This is a messenger RNA of Iphiclides podalirius (scarce swallowtail), 978 nucleotides long. The record is from the annotation of a GenBank genome assembly. Lineage: Eukaryota; Metazoa; Arthropoda; Insecta; Lepidoptera; Papilionidae.
AUGACGGUGAAGAAACGGCCUUCGGACUUGACAAGUUUGGAGCGAUUUAACUUGUACUACCGCGAGAAGGAGCCGCCCCUGACCGCGGGGCAGAAGGCGAAGCGGUUCAUCUGGAACCCGAAAACGAAGCAGUUCUGCGGCAGAACGGCAUCCAGCUGGUCGAAAAUAUCACUGUUCUACUUCAUCUUCUACGCCGCUCUGGCGAUCCUCGUGGCCAUAUGUAUGUGGACCUUCUUGCAACUGCUAGACGCGCGGCAGCCCAAGUGGCAGUUGGAGGGUAGCAUAAUAGGCACCAACCCGGGACUCGGCUUCCGACCCACGCCACCGGAGGUAGCCAGCAGCGUCAUCUGGUACAAGGGGAACGAUCCAGGCAGCUAUCAGUUCUGGGUUAGGGAGCUGUCGAACUUUUUGAAAGUGUACAAACGCGACGGGAAGAAAGCGGGCGCCGGUCAGAACAUCCACAACUGCGACUUCAAGCUGCCCGCGCCGGCGGGAAAAGUGUGCGACGUGGACAUCAGCGCGUGGGGGCCGUGCGUCGAGGACAACAGCUUCGCGUACCACAAGUCCACGCCGUGCGUCUUCCUCAAGCUCAACAAGAUAUUCGGCUGGAAGCCGGUGUUCUACAACAGCUCGGACACACUCCCGCAGAUGAUGCCCGAUGACCUGAAGGAGCACAUCAGGAAUAUGACCGCCUACGACAAGAACUACCUCAACAUGGUGUGGGUGUCUUGCCAAGGGGAGAACCCAGCCGACCGUGAGAACAUCGGGCCCAUCCAGUACCUGCCAUACAGGGGAUUCCCGGGCUACUAUUUCCCGUACACAAACCAGGAGGGAUACCUGAGCCCCUUAGUGGCUGUUCAUCUGCAAAGACCAAAGACCGGCAUGCUGAUCAACAUCGAGUGCCGCGCGUGGGCGCACAACAUAGUGUACGACCGCCACGAGGGCAUGGGGUCCGUCCACAUCGAAAUUAUGAUCGAA